UGAAAGAGGAGCGCCUGGAGGAAAGUAAAGUUGUGUAGUCUUGUUCAUGUUUGUUAAUGUCUCCUGCACAAAAAAAUAUGGCCUCUGGGGAGCCAAAGGACUGUUCAAGCAUCUUACAGUUGGCUCUCACAGUACUUGGCACAGUGACUGGAAUGACCAUCCUAAUAGUAGGAAUCAGCAUGGCAUCAAAAUAUGCUCCGCAACCACAGCAGCAGCCUUUGAUACUCAAAAUUCAUUCUCUAUCGGUAUCAGGUCUUAACGCAUCCAACUUCUUAACCGCGGCAAGCUGGGAUGCAACGCUACUAUUCGCGAAUCAGAACAGCGUAUUAGAGUUGGCCAUUGACGGCUUUGGAAGUUCAUUGUAUUACAAUUACAGUAAUCCUAUUUCAUGUGCUGUUAUGAAGGCCAUGCACCUGGGGCCAAAAAAGCAAAGACUUGCCCAAAUGAAGUUCAACAGCACUCAAUGUGGAGAGGAGCAGCCCUUCAUUGAUGACAGGGUGUUGGAGGGGAUAAGGAAAGAUGAAAUAAAGGGAGAAAUGAGCUUUCACAUAGGGUUGAUGUUGAGCUUGUGGCUGGUACAGGAGAUGGCGGGGUGACCUUUGAUCCUCCUAAGAUCUGCUUAUUCCCGUUAAGAAACUAAUGACAGAUUUCCUUCUUUUAACAUGUUACAUGUAUUAAUUGAUAUAUCUUGUGAGAAUUCGGGGAGGAUUU
Molecule: messenger RNA, 711 nt
Organism: Theobroma cacao (cacao)
Lineage: Eukaryota; Viridiplantae; Streptophyta; Magnoliopsida; Malvales; Malvaceae
Source: RefSeq, a predicted model, not a curated record